UUAUGUUUGCGUCAUUCGUACUUAACAUCAACGCAUCAAAAACAGACGUGACAGAGUAUGCUUCGUCAUUUUGGCAUUAAAAAAUGGCAACAAAUGGUGCAGUGCUAACUGAGUCGCAAUGCAAAAUCCACUGUUUAAAAUUAAAAGCAGAGGACGUGUUAAGAGCUUUGGUUCUAUGCUUGUCUGCUAAGAGUAAAGAAAAAUCACUUGCAGCAGUAUUGAACAAUCAUAAAGCUAAAUUGAAAACGCUUAGAAGCAUGAAAUACAGUGGUAAUAAAGACAAAAUAUUCCAACGUGGUAAAACUAUCCGAAGCGAUGUAGAUGUUAAUGAAUUUGAUUUGACCUUAUUGAUUGAUCUUCUACUCAACAUACCUGCUUUAUCAUCGUGUAUCUCUCUUGAUUUGAAUUUGAGUGAAAUCUUAAAAGUUUUAAGAGAGAUGCGAAACAAUGGUGCUCACGGAGUAUCAAAGCUGUACAGAGAUGUAGAGGAGAAAAUGUCUCAUCUUCCUUUGCCUAGCGAUUGUCUAGAAUGGAAGAGGAAUAUAGAAAAGUACGAAAAAGGUCUUAAGGAUCUUUUAAAAUUCUUAAAGAUGCAUGACUGUAUUAAUGAGACGGAAUACAGAAUUCAUUUUAGUGCGAUCGAAAUGGUGCUCUUAAAUCGAAAAGAAAAAUAUUGGCCCAUUUUUGAAGAACGAUCGGAACUCAAAAUAUCAUUGCCAAAACUUUGCGCUGACAGGCGACUUGAAGUUACCUAUGAAGCAGAUAAAGUCUUAAACUCAGAGGGGAAGUGGAAUCUAAACAGUCCACGAUGCAACAGACUGGCUGAAGAGUUUGAAUCGGCAGCAAUUGGUCUUUUGCAUGAGCAACUUGGUCUGCAAUUUGAUUCCAAUGUGUUUCAAAUAGAUUUGACCACAAAUAAAUAUUUCAAAAAAGAUGAACUUGUAACUGCCAAGUAUUCAAUUCAUAUAACAUCUGAAGUUGAAGAAUUGCCUGAUGCCUUUAAGAAAUCCCAUAGCCCUGAGUCUUGUAAAUUACGAGAGGAAUUAACAGAGAACUUCCAAAAGCUGUUUUGCCACAAGUACGUCAAUAAUCCUGAGGACGUUAAGAUAGAAUGUUCCGGUUGGGAUUAUCGCUCAAUUCAUAUCUACUUCAAUGUUUACACGCAGCAAGACCACCAAAUGUCUCUGGACUAUCAAACCAUUUCACAAAACCUUAAAGCAUCUGUGGUAUCAGUUUUAAACAACCAUGGUUUGAGUGAUUGCCCUGUUUCUAUACAGUUGGAGGAUAAUUGCGAAAAAGAAAAGCAAGGCUUGCUACUUGGAUUUCUCAUCUCUUUUAAAGAUGAAACAUACUUGAAAAAAUAUGAUCAAAUUGCAGGAAGCUUGCCAGAGCAAUACGUGAAGAUUAUCUCCAAGAUGCACCAACCUACAGGAAAAUUAAAUCUUCAACCAAAGCUGGAGGAAGACGAGUGGAACGAAAACCUUCAGUUUUGCCUAUCAUAUUAAUUUGCAAUGUUCUCUAUUGUUUCCGGUAAAGUUUGUAAUUAUUGUGCAACUGUUGUGCAUAUAGAAAAUACACUGUGUCGCUUUGUUGUGGAACAUGUCUUUUUAUGGCUGUUUCACAGCAAUUUGUCAAGCAUUUUUUGUGUUAUUGGAAGUCAAGCUUGCAGCACAAAUUAUGUCUACACCAUACACACAAAUAGCUAAAUUCAGGAUAUAAACAAGAUCAGAAUACUGAAUUUGGGAACCAUUGUUACCCUUACCACUGUUUCCCUAGAUUUGUUGUACAGUUCUGGUAUAGUUGGAAUACAUAGUUUCGUCUAACCUCUAUAUGUGUGGAUUAUUUGUGUAGACAGAAUUUCGUAUAAUUUUAGUAACCCUUUUUGCGUUGUUAAUCGGUGUGUCGUAUUAAAUUUAUUAAUAAUCAGUAGGGAAGCACUUAACGUUUUUGCUAAACAUUUGAUUGAAGAAUUAAUCGCAUUUGUUUGUUUGCUUUGUGCACUGUAAAAAUGCCCAUAACUUUUCACCUUGAUCUCUCAGCAUGAACGAAUUAUCGAGUGUAGGCCCUUAAAACACAGAAAAUUAAUCGACUAGACAUUUUACAGAGUUUGAUUUCACAAAUGUUUGAUUCUGCACCUUUAUAGAACUUUCUUUACAUAUAUGUAUGUAUUUCGUUAAUAAAUAAAUAAAAAACAAGAAACCUUAGGGCUUAUUUAUUAAUUUAAUUAUUUAUUAUGGAUAUUUACACAGGAUGUACACUUCAGUAAUAAAUUACCGCUAUUAUUGCGUGUCCUGAAGAGAUUGGGUGUCCUGAAGAUUUCCGCCUUGUUAAGAGAAAAAUUCUAAUGAUCCACCCAAGGCUGAGAUUUCCAAUUUAAAAACAGGAUAAAGGAUCAAAUGAUUGCGCAAAACUUUAUUAUGUGACUUAAUAAUCGCGCGUGAUUACUAAAGUAUACAUUUUAACAAGAGCCUCGACAUUAAGCGUGGAAAGCAAAUUGUCAUGG
Hydractinia symbiolongicarpus is the source of this 2503-nucleotide messenger RNA. RefSeq lists its product as uncharacterized. The coding region runs from base 84 to 1505 and encodes 473 amino acids. The record is from RefSeq and is a predicted model, not a curated record. NCBI's taxonomy places the organism in Eukaryota, Metazoa, Cnidaria, Hydrozoa, Anthoathecata, Hydractiniidae. The transcript has 3 exons.